This is a messenger RNA of Pieris napi, 1333 nucleotides long. It is a transcript of the gene yps, whose product is annotated as Y-box-binding protein 1. Gene Ontology annotation, biological process: regulation of gene expression. Bases 113 to 853 code for a protein of 246 amino acids. Lineage: Eukaryota; Metazoa; Arthropoda; Insecta; Lepidoptera; Pieridae. Gene Ontology annotation, molecular function: nucleic acid binding. The record is from RefSeq and is a predicted model, not a curated record. Gene Ontology annotation, cellular component: nucleus. The transcript is spliced from 3 exons.
CGUCAACCGGCUUCAUUUCCAUUUUGAAACCAUCGAGUAAGCAGUGAACAUCUAGGAGAGGUCGUGGAGGAACUUUACCAUCUAGCCACCAUCGCCGUUCGCCAAUUACACCAUGGCUGAUACCGAGGCGGCGCCGCAGCCGCAGCCUCAGCAGCAAUCGGAGCAACCGCCUCAACCUGCUAAAGCGACUAAACAAAAGCAGGUCGUCGCUGAAAAAGUAUCCGGCACUGUAAAAUGGUUCAAUGUGAAAAGUGGAUAUGGUUUUAUUAACAGGAAUGACACCAAGGAAGAUGUGUUCGUGCACCAGACUGCGAUUGCUCGAAACAACCCACGUAAGGCUGUGCGCUCGGUAGGCGACGGUGAGACGGUGGAGUUCGCCGUGGUGGUCGGCGAAAAGGGGUAUGAGGCAGCCGCCGUGACUGGGCCUGGCGGCGAGCCAGUCAAGGGCUCGCCAUACGCCGCUGACAAGCGCCGUGGGUUCCCUCGACAAUACUACCCGCGCGGAGGAUGGCGCGACGGCGAGCCUCGCCGUGGCGGCCCACCACGCCGUGGUCCGCCACCACCGCACGCUGCGGUUGCUGGUGCUGCACCCAAUGAAGAGGGGGAAGCCCCGCAACAACGCAGCUACUUCCGCCGUAACUUCCGUGGUGGUCGUCGCGGUGGUGGCCCACGUCCCGUGUACCGCGGUGGGUACCGUUACGUACGUCAACGCAACCCACAGGCGGGCGCGCAGGGAGGCCCGCGCAGCGCUGCGCCCGAAGGCGAUGUGCCCGCCGCCUCCACGACUCAGCCCAAGCCCAAGGCUAAGGCGGGCGCUACCAUCGAGGCCACCACCAAUGAGAGCCAGGCCUAAAAACCAGGCCCACCUUCUGUAGUGGCUCAUUGUAGUAUUUCUGACUUGUCUUGCUCUACUGCCUAUGAGCAGCACUAUAAUUUAACUUAUAAAUGGCUGUAGAUAUCCUAAGACAUGGAAUGUGUUUAUAAUAUGCUUCCUAUAUUUAUUUAUAGUGUUCUUAGUUAUAUAUUCAAUAUAAUCGGCUAUUCAAUACUUAAUACAUGUGCAAUUGAUGUCUGAUAUUAUAAUAUGUAAUUAAUUUUUUGUCAUAAUUUAUAUCACGGUGUUGACAAUUUAUGUUUUUUUUUAAUGAUCAAUAUUUCAUUUAUAAUUUUUCUUACAAAAUUUAAAUGUAUGUGAUGAUGUAGAAAUCUAAAUGUACUUUGUUUAAAUUAUGAAUAAUGAAUUUCCUAUGUGUAAUUGAAAUUUUCGUGGUGUCCCUUAAUAAAUGUGAGCCAAGAACACUACAGAAUUAAUAAAGCUCUUUAUCUGUGUGAA